This is a messenger RNA of Drosophila kikkawai, 913 nucleotides long. RefSeq names its product serine protease 1-like. Gene Ontology annotation, biological process: proteolysis. The record is from RefSeq and is a predicted model, not a curated record. Gene Ontology annotation, molecular function: serine-type endopeptidase activity. Lineage: Eukaryota; Metazoa; Arthropoda; Insecta; Diptera; Drosophilidae.
AUUCACUCUUCGAUUCAACGAUUCACCGUCAACAUGAAGGUAUUCGCUGUCCUGAUCCUGGCCAUUGCCUCGGCCUCCGCUGGAAUCCUGCCUCAGGUGCAGCCCGUGCACCCCAAGGAUAGGGUGGUGGCUCCUUCCAUUGAGGGACGCAUCACCAACGGCAGGAAUGCCGCAGAGAACCAGUUUCCCUACCAGGUGGGACUCAGCUUCUCCAGCUCCGAUGGCGGCUGGUGGUGCGGUGGUUCCAUCAUUGCCAACAACUGGGUUUUGACUGCUGCUCACUGCACUAGCGGAGCCUCCUCGGCCACCAUUUACUACGGAGCCACUGUCCGCACCAGCCCCAAGUUCACCCACACCGUGGCCAGCAAGGACUUUGUCCAGCAUGCCAACUACCUCUCCCUGACGGUUCGCAAUGACAUCUCCCUGAUCAAGACUCCGGCUGUUACCUUCUCCGCUGCUGUUAACAAGAUUGCUCUGCCCGCCAUUGCCAGCAGCUACUCCACUUAUGUGGGACAGACCGCCGUCGCCUCUGGCUGGGGUCUGACCUCUGACACUGCCACUGCCGUGGCCAAGGAUCUGCAGUACACCGACCUCACCGUCAUCUCCAAUGCCGAGUGCCUCAAGUCCUUCAGCAGCCUGAUUGUCACCAGCCGCGUCAUCUGUGUGGCCACUCCCAACUCGGUCUCCACCUGCCAGGGUGAUUCCGGUGGCCCCUUGGCUCUGGAUGGAACUCUUAUUGGUAUUACUUCCUUCGGAUCUCCCGAUGGCUGUGAGGUUGGAGCCCCGGCUGCCUUCACCCGAGUGACCAGCUACCUGGACUGGAUCAAGACCAACUCUGGAGUUUCCGCUUAGAUGGGAAUGUAAUUAUUUUUGGUUAAAUGUUUAAAUAAAGAAAUGGAUGGACAAAAGAAAA